AAGGGAGAAAAAGAAGGCAGAAAAGAAAGGAAGGAAAGAAGGAAGGACGAAGGAAGGAAGGAACAAAGAAAGGAAAGAAAAAAGAAAGGCAGGGAGAAAAGGAAGGAAAGAAAGCGAAAGAGAGAAAAAAAGGAAGGAGUAAAGGAAGGAAGGAAGGAAACAAAGGGGAAGGAAGAAAAAGGAAAAUAAAGAAAGGAAGAAAGAAAAAGAAAGAAAGAAACCCAGAUUCAGACAAACCCUUCCAUCGAUUUUGGAAUUUAAACCCAAUUUACUCUCAUUUCCCCCCAUUUCUUCUUGCCCCCCCGUCCCUCCAAGGAUCCAUGCUGGUCCGGAGAGCUGUCGUCCCAGCCCCCCCGGAUGGGGGCUGGGGCUGGGUGGUGGUCUUGGCUGCCUUCCUCCAGUCCGCCUUAGUCUUCGGCAUUCUGCGUUCCUUCGGCGUUUUCUUCGUGAAGUUUGUGGCUCAUUUCCAAGAAUUGUCCGGACGGAUCUCCUGGAUCACUUCCAUUGGGAUCGCCGUGCAGCAAUUUGCUAGUCCGGUGGGAACUGCCCUGAGUUCCCACUACGGAGCUCGGCCCGUGGUUAUGGUUGGUGGGUUUCUCUCCGGCCUGGGUCUCCUGUUGGCAUCGUUUGCUACCCGGUUGGUGCAUUUAUACCUCAGCAUUGGGCUCCUUUCAGGGUUCGGCUGGGCCUUGGUCUUCACGCCAUCCGUGGCCUCCGUGGCUCGCUAUUUCAAGAGGCGCCGUACCCUGGCUACCAGUUUGGCCUUCACCGGCGUGGGAAUCUCCUCCUUCGCUUUCUCGCCUCUCUUCCAAUUCCUCAUGGACACCUACGCCUGGCGGGGAGCCCUGAUGAUCGUGGCUGCCAUGUCCUUCAACCUCAUAGUCUGCGGCGCCCUGAUCCGGCCCCUGACCCUGAAGGACGACGUGUCCCCUGGAAAGCUGACGGUCUGCAAUCUCUUCGGCCUGCAGCUACUUUCCCACUGCCCAUUCAUGCGGUUUGUGGUGGCCAUCACCUUGGUCAACACAGGUUAUUUCAUCCCCUACGUCCACCUGGUGGCCCGGGCACGAGAACUGGGCUUUGACGAAUACCAGGCUGCCUUCCUGAUGUCCCUCACGGCCGCGGCUGAUCUUUGCGGUCGCCUCUUCUCCGGCUGGCUGGGCAGCUGCAGGUCGUCGCGGUUGAUCCACCUGCUGGUGGCCUGGACUUCCUUGACGGGCAUCUCCUUGUUGCUGAUCGCUUGGGGUCACACCUACCCGCUCCUCGUGGCCAUCAGCCUCGGCUACGGAUUCUUCUCGGGAGCCCUGACGCCCGUGGUCUUCUCCAUCGUUCCGGAGAUCGUGGGCAUCGAGAACAUCUUCAGCGCCAUGGGGUUGUUGCAGAUGAUCGAAAGCAUCGGGGGGCUCUUGGGGUCCCCCCUGUCGGGUUGGCUGCGAGAUCUCACCGGCAACUACACGGCCUCCUUCCUCGCCGCCGGCUCCUUCCUUUUGGCCGGGAGCCUCGUCCUGACGACGGUGCCCAAUUUCUCCCCCUGCCUGACCCCGCCGGAUUGGCACGAUGCCCGGCUUGGCAGGGAGGCCGGAGAUGACAGCCACUUGACCACGGUGGCUGCCGCAGACCUCUCUCCCGAAAAGUGCCUGGGGGGGCCAGCGGCCGAGCAGACCCCCGUGAAGAGCUGAGUGGCCGCAGGAGUCCAAAGGUGGACGUCAAUCCAGAGCGGAGAUGGACCAGAAACACACGCGUGUGGGCGUAAUUGCGUGUGUAAAUGUGCGUGCAAGAACGAGGGGUUAUUCGCCGCAGCGACAUAAAACCACGUGUCGCUACAGAUUUAUCUACCGGUGCCUUAAACCGUGGCCCCUUUAAGACUGGUGGACUUCAACUCCCAAAAUUCUCUGCUGGCUGGGGGAUUCUGGGAGUUGAAGUCCUCAAGUCUUAAAGGGGCCGAACUUGGAACCUCCUGCCUUAAACCUCUUUUAUCUGCAAAAGAGCGGGUUUUUAGGAAAAUUGAACCCGGAACGCGGAAACGAAUGCCUUCUGUUCAACUGGGCAACCCGGCGGGCGCAGACUCAUGAUGCCAGUCUCGAUGGACUCCCUAGCCCCUCCUCCACAGCCCUGGGAUGAGAUGGCCCUUGAAACAGGGAUUCUGUUUCAAAUGGAUCUUCCCUUGAUUGUCUUGGGACGGGAAGGGGGGGGGCUUCACUGGGGCCUUUGUGGGCAUCUGCCCACAGCAAGACCCUUCCCCCCAAAACUGCCCCCGUUAGCCAAAUGUGGGCGUAGUCCCUGGGAUUGGAGAGGUUAAAAUCCAGCCGGGGUGGCCAAAUCUCUCAGCCGAAACCUGCCUCAGCCACCUCGGUUCCUGCCACUCUCAGCAAUGGGGACAUACUCGGUUUGGGUCCAAGCUGCCCCAUGGCUUAAUUCCCCCUUCUCCUCCUGAAAUAUUCCCUGCAGAAAUUCCCUUGUCCAAAUUCGCUUGCAGAAAUUCGCUUGCAGAAAUUCUCUUGUGCAAAUUCCUUGCACAAAUUCGCUUGCACAAAUUCUCUUGCACAAAUUCCCUUGCACAAAUUGGUGAGUCUUAGAUCUUCUCCUUGAUAGCCGAACAUUCAGCCUCAGAGGAGGAAGUCCGCAGGGAAUCCAAACCGCCAAGAUGGCGUCCACACGGGGCUGCCAUUUUGACUUUUAUGACCUCCCCGCAGCCACCUCUUGCACCCUUCCCCCAGCUACUCCCACCCGCCACCCUUCCCGCUCUGUUUCCUCCUUCCUGCCAGAUUGAUGGGGCUGCUGCCUUG
Pantherophis guttatus is the source of this 2783-nucleotide messenger RNA. NCBI's taxonomy places the organism in Eukaryota, Metazoa, Chordata, Lepidosauria, Squamata, Colubridae. The record is from RefSeq and is a predicted model, not a curated record.